CAGAGAAAGACGUUUUAUCCUCUAUUCUCAAAAACAGGACAGAGGACGGAUUCUAUGACUCCACAAGCAGGCUGAGGGAGGCAAAUAUGGCUCUGAUCAUAUUAAACAGAAAAAACAGUUUAAAGUUGUUUUCAUUUAACAGGUUAAUUUUGAGUGUAAAUUAUCUUUGUUCACCUGCCGGAGUGACACAGCUCAACUGCUGAGCUGGACCUGCUGAGGAAAACACAGGGCCGGAGGAGGGGCACCAGGAGGAGAAAGGAGGCGGCCAGGUCCAGCAGGAAGCUUGAGCACAGGCUCCGCGGGGUGAUGAGGACGGCCAGGCGGGCGAGCAAUGUGGAGGUGCCCUCCUUCCUCCGGCAUCUGGUCAAAGAGACAGAGAAGAUGGUCACCUUCUUCUUCAAGGGAGGGAUCAGGGAGGCAGGGUCUGGGGAGGAGGACAGUCUGGACGAGGAGGACUUCAUGCCGAGCCCGUACCUGGACCGUCCCAACCUGGAGAAGCAUGUGUCGGAGGGGGGGUCGCAGUCUGGGAUGAACUAUGCUGAGGCGAGCAUGCAGGGCUGGAGGGCUCAGAUGGAGGACGCUCACACCUGCAUGCCCCAGCUGAAGGGGGAGCUGACAGAAUGGGGGUACUUUGCUGUGUUUGACGGACAUGCAGGGUCAAACGUGGCACAGUACUGCUCCAGGAACCUGCUGGAUCACGUCCUGGCAACAGGUGGGGUUAAAGCAAGCGAGGACCCUGAGCAGGUGAAGGAGGGGAUCCGGGAGGGCUUCCUGGACAUCGAUCGCCACAUGCACAAACUGACUCGCCAGGACAACUGGGAACGAAGCGGCUCCACUGCGGCGGCCGUCAUGAUCUCACCACGUUACAUUUACUUUAUCAACUGUGGGGACUCGCGCACUCUGCUCUGCCGCAGCGGCCGGGUGGUCUUCUACACGGAGGACCACAAGCCGUUCAAUCCCAGGGAAAAGGAGCGCAUCCAGAACGCCGGAGGCUCGGUGACCCUGCAGAGGGUCAAUGGCUCGCUGGCCGUUUCCAGGUCACUGGGGGACUUUGACUUCAAGGAGGUGGACUGGAGGCCGCAGACUGAGCAGCUAGUGUCGCCGGAGCCGGAGGUGUACGAGCUAGAGAGGACGCCUGAAGACGAGUUCCUAAUCCUGGCAUGUGACGGUGUGUGGGACGCCAUCGGCAAUGAGGAAUUGUGUGCCUUUGUGUGCAGCCGUCUGCAGGUGUGCGAUGACCUGAGAGAGAUUUGUACCCAAGUCCUUGACCUCUGUCUUUACAAGGGCAGCUUGGACAACAUGAGCAUCAUCAUCAUCUGUUUCCCCGGCGCCCCCAAAGUGUCACAAGAGGCACUGCAGCAGGAGGCAGCGCUGGAGAAACAGAUCGAUGUGAAAGUGGGAGAAAUUAUCAAGAUGAUGAGGUCAAGAGAUGAGGACCCUGACCUUCUUUAUGUGAUCAAAUUCCUGGCCGCGGAGGAGAUGCCAGGACUUCCACCAGGAGGCGGCAUCACCAGCAAACGAGAAUGUAUUAUUGCUGCGUAUCAGAAACAUAUCAUGACUGUUAGACCCCAGGAGCCUAUGGACAUCGAAGGAUCGGUGGAGGACUCACCACCGGCUUCACCAUCUCCCCGGAGACCAGUUUAGACACCGUGUUCAUUUUAGAUGAGCAGUAAGCUAAUGAAAAGUCUUCAUGUAAAUUAUUCUCUUUGAGUUUUUUGCUUUCAGGUGAAUAAAAGUCAAACUUAAUU
Molecule: messenger RNA, 1748 nt
Organism: Platichthys flesus (European flounder)
Lineage: Eukaryota; Metazoa; Chordata; Actinopteri; Pleuronectiformes; Pleuronectidae
Gene: ppm1na
Product: protein phosphatase, Mg2+/Mn2+ dependent, 1Na (putative)
Exons: 6
Coding region: 307-1644 (445 amino acids)
Biological process (GO): protein dephosphorylation; negative regulation of canonical NF-kappaB signal transduction; positive regulation of canonical Wnt signaling pathway
Cellular component (GO): cytosol; nucleus
Molecular function (GO): manganese ion binding; protein serine/threonine phosphatase activity; magnesium ion binding
Source: RefSeq, a predicted model, not a curated record